AUGGUCACCCAGAAAUGCCUGGGGAUGCAGGAUAAGCGCUUGGCCCGCAGGGGACUCACUCCCUGGCUCGCUUUGCUCAUUUAUAAAAUCCUGUCAAAUCAAUACAUCAAACGCUUGUGCAACAAUGCUAGCCAUGUUAUUUUCUUUUCGAAAUUCUGUAUCAAAUCAACAGACAGCACCACUCUCGCCGAGGCGCAAGCGAUGCAAUUCGUAUCCGAGGUUACAACCAUCCCAGUUCCUCGAGUAUACUGUGCCUUUGAGCACAACGGUCGAGUCUACAUUCUUAUGGAGAGAAUACAAGGCCAGAGCCUAUGGAAUGGAUGGGGUCAGCGUCCACCAGAGUCACGAACCCGGAUACUAGAUCAGCUUCGAUCGAUGCUUGCAGAACUCCGAAGCCUCCAACAACCAAAGAACAGCAUGGAUGUUUCAAAUAUUGUUGGUGGACCCAUCUAUGACCAACGGCUUCCCACAAAGUCAAUAUGGGGCACAUUCCGAACAAUUGGCGAAUUUCACCAAGCACUACGCAACGGCAUUAAACCCGAAGACAUCUCACAUGACGGUGCCCCAGAAGACCUUCGAAGUCUCAUAUCUUUCCAUGAAAAGGAAUGGGGACGACCAGUUUUCACUCACGGCGACCUAAGCAGUAUGAACAUCUUGGCCCGUGGUGACGAUGUUGUUGGUAUCCUCGACUGGGAAACAGCUGCAUGGAUGCCAUCUUACUGGGAAUACACUUGCGCCUGGAAUGUCAACCCUCAAAAUCAAUUUUGGCAAAAGGAGGUUGACAGAUUUCUCACACCAUUGCUUUUUGAGGCAGAGAUGGAAACGAUCAGAGGAAAGUAUUUCGGUGAUUUCUAA
Exophiala spinifera is the source of this 855-nucleotide messenger RNA. RefSeq lists its product as uncharacterized. The coding region runs from base 1 to 855 and encodes 284 amino acids. The transcript has a single exon. The record is from RefSeq and is a predicted model, not a curated record. NCBI's taxonomy places the organism in Eukaryota, Fungi, Ascomycota, Eurotiomycetes, Chaetothyriales, Herpotrichiellaceae.